This is a messenger RNA of Trematomus bernacchii (emerald rockcod), 2645 nucleotides long. RefSeq names its product inhibitory synaptic factor 2A. Lineage: Eukaryota; Metazoa; Chordata; Actinopteri; Perciformes; Nototheniidae. Gene Ontology annotation, biological process: inhibitory postsynaptic potential. The record is from RefSeq and is a predicted model, not a curated record. Gene Ontology annotation, cellular component: postsynaptic density. The coding region runs from base 255 to 1739 and encodes 494 amino acids. The transcript is spliced from 4 exons.
GAGAGGAGGAGAAGAGAGGGGGAGUGUUGACUCUGACUGGAGGGAGAGGAACCUCAUGCCACUGGAUCAGAGGACUCCGAUGUGCAACAACUACUCCAACUCCUGCCGCCGCUGCCUGUCCUCUUAACUUCUACCAUGGCAUAGCCUCCUCUUCCAGCUCGCCUGUAAUCCACAAGGACACGGGCAUGCAUGGGCAGAACCAGGGAUCUAGGCUAACGCAUCCUUUACGUCAGUGAUUCACAGUCUGAGGAAACAUGGUGAGCAAGGAGAGUGGCAAAUGCAUGCUCACCAACUCAGAGUCUGACUCGGAGGCAGCGCCCUCGACCUCCCUGGCACUGGAGGUGAAGUAUUCUCUGGAGGCCAGUCGACAGGUGAGGAAGAGGAACAAGGCCCUGCAAGUGCGUUUCAAGGAUAUUUGUGAGGCACAGAACGAGCAGCGGGAGGCGGAGUUGCAUGCAGCGGGGAAAGGUGGCAAGCCCAUCUCAUACAAAGUGGCGUACCGCAAAUACAUGACCGUCCCGGCCCGCCGAUCCAUCCCAAACGUCACGAGGAGCACAGGCGUGCAGACGUCACCUGACCUGAAGAAACGCUAUCAGACCUUUCCCUUUGAGCGCAAGAAAGGCCACACCCUUAAACACGUGGCGGCCGUGGAAACUUAUAAAGGUCAGAAUAACGGUUUUGCCAUGGAGGUGAAGCAGUCCAGGGCUGCUGAGCAGGGUUUAGAUGAGGAGGAGGGGGAGGAGGGGGCCAGCGGGGGGAGCGGAGUCCGGAGGACCAGGGCUCUGCUCCAUACUAAUGAGUGCAUUGCCACAGUGGAACAGCACACUGCACCUGAUGGCCUGUGCUCUGACGCUCUGCAGCUCAGUUGCUCUGCAGACACAGACUGCCUUGCAAACACACAGAGAGGAAGAGGAGCCGGAGCACAGAAAGAGUACCAGCUCUGCAGCGUCCCAUCCAAAGCCAGGGCAGGAUUACAACACAGGGAGGCCGAUACAGACCGCUCGGCCAAGAGGCAGCUGCUAAAUCUGGAGGAGGGCUCGUCCCGGACCCUGCCGGUCAGGGCCUCCAAGGUUACCGGCCCCCUCGCCUGGAACUCCCUCACGCAGGUGGAGUGCCUGGACAGUCCGUCUGUGAGGAGCAAGCGGAAGAAAGCCCUGCAGCUCAACGGGCUGCAGAGUCAGACGCUGCCCCGCUCCAGUGCAGGCUGUACAACACAGGCACAGUGCCACACAGGACAGUUAUCAGCCCGGCCUCUACGGGCGAUGGAGGAGCCUCUGACACCCUGCAGAGGUGGGGAGGCUGGUGGGGCACCGCCUGGCCAAACACAGGAGGCCUGCAAGCAAAUAGUGCCUGUGAAUCAGGACGGGGAGGUUAAAGCACAGCUCCAGGCCAUGGAAAAUCUCAUCAGCUCCAGCCAAGAGACCAUCAAAGUGCUGCUGGGGGUCAUCCAGGAGCUGGAGAAGGGGGAGGCCCACAGAGAAGGACUCUCCUAUCGAACCGGACAGGACACGGCCAACUGCGACACAUGCCGGAACAGCGCAUGCAUUAUUUACAGUGUGGAGCUGGACUUCAAGCAGCAGGAGGACAAGCUGCAGCCGCUGAUGAUGAGGCUUUGCCCUUCGGCGGACGGCCACUUCCCCUCUUUGCCUUACCCCCAGGAGGCCUUCACCUCCACCCCGAAACGCAAGUCCAAAGCUGACUCCAAGAAGCACGCUCGCUGGAAACUUUGGUUCCUGUAAGAACACAGGACCGUCUCCUCCCCCACUACUGAUGCACAGGAUUUAUGCGUCUGUCUACUCAUCCAUAUUCGUUUGGUUUAACCAUAGGCUUCAGUUUUGUUAUCAAAUCUCUUUUGGUACACCUGGUGUUAAUGGAGAGCUCCACCACUGGAUACUGAGCCCCUUCUUGCAGAGGACAGGAUGUGUACUGGGACACAUGUGCGGAUUCCAUGGAAAAUUCAAAAACGUCAUGCUUACCAAAAAUUGAUGCAGAGUUAUUUUUGAACUAAUUUCUUCAAACAGGGUGUGAAAUUACACCAAGGGAAUGUUUUCGCAGAUCAACAAGGUGAGAAGACAAAUUCGACUUCCCUCUGUCUAUUUGCAUAUAUUUUUCUAGCUGACGUCCACAGGGUUCUAUUCUAGGAUUAGUCAGUGAGCAUCACAUUUCUAUUCACCAGUUGGGACUGUCUUUUUUUCCCCCUGCCUCCAGGAGAGGUCGGCCCUUCAGCCGCCACGCUCUGAGGUCUACAGCAACAGCAUAUCGCCGUACUGCAAAGCACAAUUAACACUGUUCAGGAUACAUUUUCUGCAGAGUAAAUAAAAAGAACUAUUUUGAGUAAUAACUCACAUGUAGAUCAUCUACUAAGACUUUCAUCACAUCUAAAGAAGAGACCUUAAGGACAAAGAAGUCAGAGAUGUUUAUUCAAUCUCUUUGAUCCACUUUCUAUCCAUCUCUAAUAUGUCUCCUUGAAUCCACUGACUUUGAAGUAAAGAAUGAAUAAAUAACAGUUAUUUUCUUAAAAACAUUUGCAAAGUUAGACAUCAAUGUACUUUUUUUCUAUAUAAAUAUAUAUCUAUACACAUUCAUUUUAAGGUUUAGUGGAAUAUAUUUAUUUGAGCUGGUGUGAAGGGGGCUGUGCAAAACUA